GGUGUGCCGUGCUGGCUGGCGUGUUGCAACCUAGCGGAGCCAACGGACAGAGAGAGAAAGGGUUUCCAGAGCGGCAGCGGCUGCCUGCCAACCUCUCCCCCCUUCUCUCCUACGCUGGCUGCUGCCGCUGCAGGCUGCACCCUAAAGCAGCGAGCCUUUUUCGCCUCUCGUCUUCUCUUCCUGCCACCCCCCAUACCGCAAAACACCGCCACCUCGCCGCAGCCUCCUCGGUUGCGUUGCGGCGCUCUAUCUUUCUAUCCACCCAUCUCCGUUUCUUGAGAGAGGGAGACGAAGCCGUCAUGUCGGGGCUGUACGGCCAGCAAGGGUCCUUCUCCCCUGCGAGGAACCUAUCCCCUCAGAUUAGGAGCAACCCGCCGGAUGUCGAUAGCAGUCAGUACUUGGCCGAGUUGCUCGCCGAGCACCAGAAGCUGGGGCCGUUCAUGCAGGUGCUGCCCAUAUGCAGCAAGCUGUUGAGUCAAGAAAUUAUGCGGGUGUCUAGCUCUGUCCACAACCCUGGAUUCAAUGAUUUUGAUAGGCAUCGAUACAGAAGUCCUAGUCCAAUGUCUUCACCAAACCCAAGAUCCAAUCUAUCUGGCAACGGUUUCAGUCCUUGGAGUGGACUGCCCCAGGAGAGAUUAGGUUUUCCUCAAGGAAACAAUAUGGAUUGGCAAGGAGCGCCACCGAGCCCUAGCUCUCAUGUUGUAAAGAAGAUUCUGCGCUUGGAGGUCCCAGUUGAUUCUUAUCCGAGUUUCAAUUUUGUUGGUCGCAUUCUAGGACCUAGAGGUAAUUCUCUAAAACGGGUAGAAGCAUCCACUGGUUGUCGUGUUUUCAUCAGAGGAAAGGGUUCCAUCAAAGACCCAGUGAAGGAGGACAAACUACGAGGAAAACCAGGCUAUGAGCAUCUGACUGAACAACUGCAUAUCUUGAUAGAGGCCGAGUUCCCAGCCAGUAUCAUUGAUGCAAGAUUGAGACACGCACAGGAAAUUAUAGAAGAAUUGCUAAAACCAGUGGAUGAAACGCAGGAUAUCUACAAGAGGCAGCAGCUCAGGGAGCUGGCACUGCUAAACUCCAGCCUGAGAGAGGACAGCCCUCAUCCAGGGAGCGUCUCUCCAUUCAGUAACGGUGGUAUGAAACGUGCGAAAAUGGGGCAGUAGGGAAGCAACUAUCCCUCAACAUUACCGGUGCUAUCCAGGUCUUUUAUGCCCCUUUAAGGGAGCCAUGUCUCCAGGCAAAGUUUGCCGUGGUGCACAUGGAGGAAGCAGCGAAGCAAUGCGUUCGCUAGCCGAGUCGGGUAUGAGUUGUGGCUUCCCCUAUAGACAGGGGAAACUGCUGGGACAAUGGCAAUUGUCCUGGGGUCCUUGGGUUGACCCCAGAUUUGGUUGGUUGAUGUAAGGUCUAGAACAUUCGUUUAAUUUGUUAAUUGACUGUUAACCCUAGUAUGUGGCGCUAUGGUAGGUGAUUCUCCAUGACAGACUAGAGAGGCCCGAGUAUGUGAGCUUUCUUGUUUACCUCUUUAGGUAUUUAAUUUGCCUUGUAUAUUAUAUAUCUUGGUACAUUCUGGAGUCGCGGAAAAUAAUAAAAAAUGGUAUAAGGAUCA
Brachypodium distachyon (stiff brome) is the source of this 1597-nucleotide messenger RNA. Its product is annotated as KH domain-containing protein SPIN1. Gene Ontology annotation, molecular function: mRNA binding. Gene Ontology annotation, biological process: regulation of mRNA splicing, via spliceosome. NCBI's taxonomy places the organism in Eukaryota, Viridiplantae, Streptophyta, Magnoliopsida, Poales, Poaceae. The record is from RefSeq and is a predicted model, not a curated record. The coding region runs from base 300 to 1154 and encodes 284 amino acids. Gene Ontology annotation, cellular component: nucleus. The transcript has 7 exons.